This is a messenger RNA of Colletotrichum paranaense, 234 nucleotides long. RefSeq lists its product as uncharacterized. The record is from RefSeq and is a predicted model, not a curated record. The transcript has 2 exons. NCBI's taxonomy places the organism in Eukaryota, Fungi, Ascomycota, Sordariomycetes, Glomerellales, Glomerellaceae. The coding region runs from base 1 to 234 and encodes 77 amino acids.
AUGGGGAGAUUCCCAUCUACACACUACCAAGCUCUUCCAUCACCAACCACAAUCACAAUGGCUUGCGGCUCAGCUUCCUCCGGCCUUAUCAACCGCAACGGCCCCGGCAGCGCCGCCACUUCCAUCAUCGACAGCAUCGUCAAGCCCGCCGAGGCCACGGGCGGCAAGACGAAGUGCAUCGAGUGCGACGGAUACGAGUGCUGCUGCAUCCCUAUUCCCUGCACCGUCAUGUAA